AGCGUGCCAUCCUCUUCACACACAACUACAAUUCGCAAUUUCCACUGAUUGGUAAAUCGAUCCGAUUGUACAUAUUUUGGCCAAUGAAAGACGGCUGCGCGUAAUAUGCGAAGAGAAAAGCAACGAGUCUGGAGCGACGUUGACAGGUUGCUUAGCAACGUCCAAACCCUUGGGCUUUCUCACGUUCGUAAAAUAGCAAGUCGUUAGCUAGAUUCCUCAAUGUAUUAGCUUUUUUCUCAAUCAAAUCAUAGUUAUAUAUAUAUCUUUGACAGUCAGAAGGAUACUAACAUUCUACACCUAUAAUACUGCCAAGCAAACUGGAUUGUGAGCGUGAUUGCUAUCGUCCUCAAUUCCAAGACAACGGGGCAUCGAUGCAGUGGAUGAGGCCGCCAUGAACAGGGUCAAAGAGAAACUGAAGUCUGCCGAACAGAAGCGUAAGGUCUUCAAACAGCAGCAGUGCAUCUUCAUGACUGCACUCGAGCGGUCGCGCGACCAAGCCCAAGAUAAGACCAAGCCAGUUUGUUCUGUAGCACAGGUCCAAUGGUACAUGGAGGAUCACUGCAGCAACACUACAGACCGCCGCAUUUUAUCCCUCUUCCUGGAAAUCAUGGAGGACCUGAUGGAGGUUCUGGACAUCCUGGAGGGCCUGGGUUUUACUGGCAGUCUGAUGGAGAACUGCCGGAUCCUCCUCUGCCCAACCACUGACAUCAGUAACUUGCGGGCACAAUUCCCGCACGACGAGGUGAACAGGCUGAGCUGUGUCGAGGCCCGGAAUUACUACGGGGGCGUGGUCAGCCUCAUCCCGGUGGCUAUUGACCUUCUGCGCGAGGCCGCCCGCACCAGCGCCGGCCCCCAGAAGGAACCGGAGAAGGCCGAGGUCCCGAAGCCCCAGCCCGCGGAGACCGUACCCCAGCAGGCUAUGGACAGCUACAUGGAGGAUCAGUCGGCCUCGCAGAACGGACAGAGUCAGACGAAGAAGCCGUAUAAGGAGACGGGGGGCUGGAACGCAGGCAAACCGUCCUGGAAGCCUCCUGGCCGCCCCAAGGUUUGAGGUGUCCAGCUAAAUUUUUAAAGAGAUGCACGUUUGCCAAAAUUUCUCAACAGCAUAGUUUCCUUGCUCCAAUCCCUUACCCAUGUGAUGCACGUAUUAGCAUAUGUAAUUUCCGAAUUUUAGAAACAUGAACAAGUUCCUGCCCUCCACGUAUUUAAUCAAUAUUCUCUGUAUUUUGUUGUAAGAGCACCUACAACAUGCAGAUGGACCCCACAAAAUAGAACGAUCUUUGUUGCAGGAAGUGUUAUCACGGUUUGUAACGCAUUUCGUACAGGAUUAAGAUUUAAAAUAGUCUGAUUUACAUAACACAAUGUAUUUGCUGAGCACUGCAUUGAAAUCUCUUGACUUUUGUCUUGGGCAAAUGUGAUUCAUAUGAAAUCCAGCAGAGGGCAGUAUUGUCAGUAUUGUUCUCCGAUGGUUGGUUUAUUUUUACAGUGAUGUGGAGGUUAUUGGGGAGUAGCACAUCUAGGCAGACUCUGGGGGGUUCAGUACAGUACAGCUGGACCUCUUCACUUCCCACUCAAGCAGUCAAGCACCAAGGCUACUGCGUUUUAUUCCACAAGAUUGAAAACACAGUUCCAGUCCUGCAGUGGUCUACAAUUAUAGGCUUCGACCUUCGCUGAGGUCUUUGCAGUUGGCCCAAGGACUUACCAAGUUAGAGCACACCAAGCCAACACAGUAGCACAGGUUAAAGGUUUUAAAGCCAGGCUUUCGUGAGUGAAUGAAAUGCUGCUCAGACUCCAUUACAGCCACUGGGCUGGCAUUACAUGUGGCGAGGGUUCACCCCCACAGGUACUUCCAUCGAUCUGUCAAAUGACACUACGCUCGGGACACAGUGAGAAAUAAUGGAAUAUGUCAAAAAAUCUGUAGUGCAAAACAUCAAAGACUAUUUUUAUUUUUUUUUAAUCGUUCACAGUUAAAUACAAGCAACUGCUUUUAAGAACUUUUUUGUCUGCUGUUUCAGAACUUUGUACUCCCGAUAUGGAGACCAACCCCCUCCCCCUCCCCACCCC
Anguilla rostrata (American eel) is the source of this 2064-nucleotide messenger RNA. RefSeq names its product sperm acrosome associated 9 (gene spaca9). The record is from RefSeq and is a predicted model, not a curated record. Gene Ontology annotation, cellular component: sperm flagellum; acrosomal vesicle; ciliary base. The transcript is spliced from 4 exons. NCBI's taxonomy places the organism in Eukaryota, Metazoa, Chordata, Actinopteri, Anguilliformes, Anguillidae. Bases 392 to 1051 code for a protein of 219 amino acids.